This is a messenger RNA of Aspergillus piperis CBS 112811, 1311 nucleotides long. RefSeq names its product rhamnogalacturonase A precursor. The coding region runs from base 1 to 1311 and encodes 436 amino acids. Gene Ontology annotation, biological process: carbohydrate metabolic process. The transcript is spliced from 4 exons. The record is from RefSeq and is a predicted model, not a curated record. NCBI's taxonomy places the organism in Eukaryota, Fungi, Ascomycota, Eurotiomycetes, Eurotiales, Aspergillaceae. Gene Ontology annotation, molecular function: polygalacturonase activity.
AUGCGAGCCAUAAUUUUACCAUAUAUUUUGUUCUUGGCCACUCUGGCACGGGCGCAGCUAUCUGGUCCCGUCGGUCCACUGGUGGACUACAGCACUAAAGCCAGGAAUCAAACCUGCAACAUUAUCGAUUACGGAGCUCUCGCAGAUGGUAAGACAGAUAUUUCGCAGCCCCUACUCGAUGCCUGGGGAAAUUGCUUUGUGGGGGGACUGGUCUACAUCCCACCUGGUAACUACUCGCUGGCCGAGGAUAUCGAGCUCAAGCACGGCCAGUCCUCUGCAAUUCAGCUUGACGGUGUGAUUAUGCGCGGACACCGCGGAUCGUAUCAGAUGAUUCUGAUCCGUGACUGCAACGACUUCGAACUCUUCAGCGGCAACUCCCGCGGGGCCAUCCAGGGCUUUGGGUACGAAUAUUUGCAAAAUGAGACCUACGGCGAGAGACUGCUGCGUAUCCAAGAGGUUAGCAAUUUUUCGGUGCAUGGAUUUGCACUUGUUGACUCGCCCUCCUACUACAUCGUCUUUGAUACCGUCUCCAGUGGAGAGGUAUAUAACAUCUUGAUCCGCGGCGUGACAUCAGUGGGGGCGACAGAUGCCAUCGACUCUCUGGCGCACAACUAUCUGAUCGAGAAUAUCUACUGCAAUCUAAGUGGUGGGACCGCCAUUGGCUCCUUAGGCACAGGCACCAAUAUUUCUGACAUUCACUACCGCAAUCUCUACCUGAAUCGAGCAGAUGCGUGCUUCCUGAAAAGUAACAAUGGGGAUGGAGUUGUUAAGAAUAUCAUCUGGGAGAAUGUCAUAGUUCACGGCGGUCCGUACCCGCUAGCCAUAGACGAGGCCUGGGGGGACGACCGAGGCUCAGUAGGAGUUCAAGUGUCCAACCUCACAUUCCGAAACUGGCACGGAGAAUCUGCUAGCGCCUCACGCCCAGUGAUCCGUCUACAGUGUGACUCUGACAUCCCAUGCUACGAUAUUACCAUUGACAAUGUGAACCUCUGGGCUAACGACACCAGCUAUGUGGUCUGGCUGUGUGAAAAUGCCUAUGGAGAUGGGGCCUGUCUCCCUAGUGCAAAGGGAACAACAGAUUUGAAGUCUUUUACCAGCAAACAGACUAUAACUGCCACCCCGUCCUAUGCUGCGCCAAUAAUGGCAGCUGACUUCACCUCUGAUCUGCCAUCAACGAGCCCUUUUACUAUUCCUCCCAUGCCGACGAGUUUCUACCCGGGUGCUACUCCCAUCUCAACACUCCUACAUCUCCAUGGUGCGGGUGGUCUCCCGUCAGCAUCUCCCGUUUCACAUCAUCGACGACGGCAUUGA